This is a messenger RNA of Penicillium longicatenatum, 1518 nucleotides long. Its product is annotated as bifunctional AAA family ATPase chaperone/translocase BCS1. Gene Ontology annotation, biological process: protein insertion into mitochondrial inner membrane from matrix; mitochondrial respiratory chain complex III assembly. Gene Ontology annotation, molecular function: ATP binding; ATP hydrolysis activity. Bases 1 to 1518 code for a protein of 505 amino acids. Gene Ontology annotation, cellular component: mitochondrial inner membrane. The transcript has 2 exons. The record is from RefSeq and is a predicted model, not a curated record. Lineage: Eukaryota; Fungi; Ascomycota; Eurotiomycetes; Eurotiales; Aspergillaceae.
AUGGAGUCAGGCGUAUCUAAUGCUGCGCCCAGUGCUGCAGUUGCGCCAGCGCCAUCUGCAGGUGACUUGAUCCUUCAACAGAGGACACAGUCCCUUCAGAAUGCGCCGUCGGCCUAUAUUGGGGACGGUAGUCUCUGGUCGCAAUUAACCUCUAAUCCCUUAUUCACAGCAGGCUUUGGCCUUGCAGGUUUAGGAGCGGGACUCACCUUCGCGCAACGGGGUCUUCGCCAGGGCGCCGCCUUGUUACGUCGUCGUAUGUUAGUUGAUGUCGAGAUUAGCAUCAAGGACGAUUCAUACCCAUGGUUCCUCCACUGGAUGACCCUAUACCAGCAAUCACAACUAGGUGCGACCCGUGCGGCUACCAAUUCCGGCUAUCUGGAUCGUCUUCUUCAGAAAAUGACUCCCGGGAUGCGCCAUCUCUCCAUCCAGACCCAGAAGGUGGAACAUUCGAAUGGCGCGAUGAACACACAUUUCUCUUUGGUGCCAGGACCAGGAAAACAUGUCUUACGUUACAAGAAUGCGUUCAUUUUUGUGAACCGCGUCCGUGAAGCCAAGUCUCGUGACCUCCAAACUGGAAAGCCAUGGGAGACGAUCACUCUCACUACCCUCUACUCCCAUCGCCACAUCUUCGAAGACCUGUUCACCGAAGCCCAUGCAUACGCUGCCAAAUCGCACGAAGGAAAGACAACGAUUUAUAAUAGUUGGGGUACAGAAUGGCGGCCAUUCGGCAACCCGCGGCGCAAGCGUCCGCUGGAUUCGGUGAUUCUGGCGGAGGGCGUUAAAGAGCGCAUUGUGGAAGAUGUUCAGGACUUUAUCUCAAGCUCAUCUUGGUAUUAUGACCGAGGCAUUCCGUAUCGACGCGGGUAUCUGUUGUAUGGACCACCCGGGACUGGCAAGAGUUCGUUCAUUCAAGCACUGGCAGCUGAGCUUGACUACGAUAUUGCAAUUUUGAAUCUUAGCGAGCGUGGACUGACCGAUGAUCGGUUGAACCACCUUCUUACCAUCGUUCCGAAGCGCACCUUGGUUCUGCUGGAGGAUGUGGAUGCAGCUUUCUCCAAUCGCCGUACGCAGUCCGAUGACGAUGGUUAUCGCGGGGCAAACGUGACAUUUUCAGGUCUACUGAACGCGCUUGACGGAGUGGCUAGCGCCGAGGAACGCAUUGUCUUCCUCACCACCAAUCACGUCGAGCGGCUUGAUGAGGCCCUGGUCCGACCGGGGCGCGUGGAUAUGACUGUUCGGCUUGGCGAGGUAUCGCGCUACCAGGUUGGCCGCCUUUGGGACCGAUUUUACGAAGAUCUUGACACCAAUGGGGCUCAUCGAAAGCUAUUUCUUGAUCGGCUCCAAGAACUGGGCCUGGUUGAGGAUGAAAAUGGCCACAAGGCUGAUCGCUCCAGAAACACUAGCGCUGCAGCCCUUCAGGGGCUGUUCUUGUAUAACAAGGGCGACAUGGAGGGUGCGAUCGCCAUGGCCGAGGGACUCACCUAUUCGGUGCAUGAUGAGGCUAUGGAACAUAGCUAA